This is a messenger RNA of Kluyveromyces lactis, 360 nucleotides long. RefSeq names its product F1F0 ATP synthase subunit g (gene ATP20). Gene Ontology annotation, biological process: proton motive force-driven ATP synthesis. The coding region runs from base 1 to 360 and encodes 119 amino acids. Lineage: Eukaryota; Fungi; Ascomycota; Saccharomycetes; Saccharomycetales; Saccharomycetaceae. Gene Ontology annotation, molecular function: proton transmembrane transporter activity. The transcript has a single exon. The record is from RefSeq and is a predicted model, not a curated record.
AUGAUUUCCAGAGUCCAAUCUUUAGUUUCUUCUUUGACACACAAGACACAAUCACUGUUGACCAAGACCGUUUACUACGGUAAGGUUACUGCUGAAUUAUCCAAGCAGGUCUACACUAAGGAAGGUCUACAGCCACCAAACUUCUCGGACUUUGAAAUGGUCUACACCAGAUUGUACAGACAAGCUUUGGGUUAUGCUGAUAAGCCUCAACAAGUUGUUAACUUGUUGAAGAACAUUGAAAAGGACCAAGCCGUUAAGAUCGGUGCUUUCGGCGUGCAAUUGUUAGGUUUAUACUCAUUGGGUGAAAUUAUCGGUAGAAGAAAGGUUGUUGGUUACCGUAACUACUCUACUCACCACUAA